AUGAGCUGCCUCAGAUCAACAGAAAGUUUUGAAUUUGACGUUCAGUCUCAAAUUGAACUUUUAUCGGAUGACGCGACGCUAGAGAACAAAGAACGCAAUUCAUUUGAGAUGGAAUACUACAGUAUUAGAUCGCAAAUAAAGGAAAUUGUCAACGUUCAAAAUUCCCAAGCCACAACAUUAAUAAGCAAUCAAUUUGUAGAGUUACCACAUUAUUCUAACCAUGCUCGGCUACCACCUAUUUCACUCCCAACAUUUGAUGGCAAUAUACAAGAAUGGGAAUCGUUUUUUGACUUCUUCAAGGCCACAGUGCACAAUGAGGACGCAUAUCCUCCAGCUCAGACGUUUUCAUAUUUACGUUCAUCAUUAGUCGGUGCGGCAUUGGACGUCAUAAGAGCGAUUCCGAUGACUGAGGCAAAUUACGACAUUGCCUUGAAAAGAUUAAAACAGCGUUAUGAAAAUAAGAGCAUGAUUAUUCAGUCUCAUAUACGUGCUUUAUUAGAUUGUCCACAGGUAGAGUCUACCUCUGCAGGUGAACUGCAAUCAUUGCAUUCAAGGGUUGCAUCUCAUACUGUGGCAUUAGAGGCGUUAGGCCAACCUGUAGUACAGUGGGAUGCGUGGCUUGUGACCAUUAUACUCAGAAAGCUCGAUCAUGCAACAGCCCAAGAAUGGCAACUACGACGUAAGGAUACUCAGCUGCCCACAUAUAAGGAACUAGAGGAAUUUCUUGCUAGUUGGUGUGUGGCUCUUGAAAGCACAGAAGCAUUCAUGAAUAAGAACGAACUGAAGAAGAAGUCAAGCAUUAAUCAUCUUGGAAAAAGGGUAACUUUGGCAGCAAUAGAGACUAAAUCAGAGAAAUGCGCAUGCUGCUCUCAAACGCAUAGGAUUUAUGCAUGCAAAAAGUUUAAGGACUUGCCCCAAUCAGAACGUAUUAACGUUGUACGGUCUGCUCGGAUGUGUUUCAAUUGUUUGAGUUCAUAUCAUAUGGCACCCCAGUGUCAAUCGAAAUCCACUUGUCAAGUUUGCAGAGGUAAGCACAAUACGUUGCUGCAUUUUGAAAAAUCAAGUCAAGGUGAAACUUCGGGGGCAGUACACAGAGGGAAACCUCAUGAUGAGGACGAUUCGGUUAACAGCGAGCAAGUUGGUAGUGAGGCAAUACAAGCUCAUUCGUAUAUAGCAGCCAGACCUAAGCAUAGCCAUAUAUUUCUAUCAACCGCUGAAGUAUUGGUGACAGACAGUAAGGGCUGCAAACGUAAAUGCAGAGCAGUCUUGGACAGUGGGUCCAUGAUAAAUUUUGCCUCCAGGAGUCUUUUAAACGCACUACAACUUCCUACAAGGAAAACUGAAUUGCCAAUCAGAGGUGUGGGAGCAAGUCAAAUCCAGUCCGUAGCUCUAGUAAACAUUCAAGUGGAUUCAAGGGUCGGCAAAUUCCAAGCAAGAUUACCGUUUUACGUGUUACCAACAGUGGUAGGCGAUCUCCCUUCAUGUCCAACACCAAGGGAUGGCUGGGACAUCCCUCAGGAUCUAAUAUCCAAAUUAGCAGAUACCAAGUUUCAUGAGGCCGGAACAGUAGAUCUUCUCAUAGGAGCAGAGAUAUUUUAUCAAAUAUUGGAAAGGGAGCGCAUUCCGUUAAGGACCAACAGUCUAACCCUACAAGACAGCAAAUUUGGCUGGCUUGUAACCGGGAAAAUUGAUCAAAUUUGUCUCAUUAAUAUAAACACAACACCGGAUAGCGAUGAGUCAUAUGGAAAAACAUCUAAGGCAAACCAAUGCGCAAUCGAGGAAAAACAAGCUCUGCAACACUUUCAGAACACAGUUACAAGGAAUCACGAAGGUCGUUUUGUUCUACAGCUACCAGUAAAGUCAGAAGUUCGAAAUCUAGGACAAAGUGUCGGCAUAGCUACUUCUAGAUUCAUGAAUAUUGAAGCACGAUUACAACGGGAUUCAACUUUACGGACAGAGUACCUAAAAUUUAUGAAGGAAUAUUUGACUAUGGGUCACAUGCGGUUGGCUCCGGAUGAAACAAGGAUUCCUGAACGUUCCUUUUAUCUGCCACAUCACGCCGUAUUUAAGAGUUCGAGUCUAACUUCAAAGACAAGGAUAGUCUUUGAUGAGUCAGCCAAGACAACUACUGGACUGUCUCUUAAUGAUGUUCUAAUGCGAGGACCAACUACACAAGAUGAUAUCUUCUCUAUCCUCACUAGAUUUCGGAAGCAUCAGUAUGUCAUCACAGCGGACAUUGAGAAGAUGUUCCGUCAAAUUUCCGUGGCCGAGCAAGAUUGGGACUUACAAAGGAUUCUUUGGCGCAGCGAUCCAAGCGAGGCCCUACGUACCUAUCAGCUGGUCACCGUAACGUAUGGUACUACUCCAGCCUCAUUUAUGAGCACGCAGUGCCUAACAUCACUAGCACAAGACAUGGAAAAACGACUCCCACGUGCUUCUAAGACCAUAAUACGAGACUUCUACAUGGAUGAUCUCAUGACUGGCGGUGAAACGCAAGAGGAAUGUGUACAACUGCACAAAGAGAUUAUUUCAAUUUUAGAUUCUGCAAGACUACCACUUCGUAAAUGGUGUUCCAAUUCUUCUCAUGUCUUAAAACAGAUAGGAAGGGACGUCAGAGAUCCCUUGUUCACACUAGAUAUAGGAGACGACGAAACCAUAAAAUCUUUAGGUUUAAGUUGGACACCAUAUGCAGAUGACUUCCGAUUCUACGUCACCAGAACGGUUGACGUCGACAAGGUAACCAAGAGAACGUUGCUUUCGGAUCUGAAUAAGGUUUUUGACUCUCUUGGAUUUCUUGCUCCGGUAAUUAUAAAGGGAAAAAUAUUCCUUCAGCAAUUGUGGCAGCUUAAAAUAGAUUGGGAUACGCCACUCCAAGACGACAUAAAGCAAAGGUGGCAACAGUAUUACACGCAAAUCGAAAAUUUAAAGGAUCUAUCCAUCCCAAGGAAGGCCAAGCCUGGUACGCCUGAUAUGUUUGAACUACAUGGAUUCUGUGAUGCUUCAAUUGAGGCUUACGGCGCUUGUGUCUACGUACGAUAUCUUGGUCAAGAAGGUAAAUGGCAAUCAAGACUUCUCUGUUCAAAAACAAGAGUAGCUCCAUUAAAAAGUGCCACCAUUCCACGUCUAGAGUUAAGUGGAGCGCUAUUACUCGUUCAAUUGUCUGUUAGAGUAUCGCAGUCCUGGGGUAUAGAGGUAAAGCAAUUUAAACUUUGGUCUGACUCUAUGGUGGUGCUUGGUUGGUUGAAUAGUGAAACAAGUAGACUCAAGACGUAUGUUGCCAACAGGGUAGAGCAAAUAUUGGAAGGAACAGAUGUAUCUCAGUGGCGAUAUAUAAACACCAAGGAUAACCCAGCAGAUAUAAUAUCCCGUGGGAUUGACGUACAAGAGCUGGCACGAAGUGUGAUGUGGUGGAAUGGUCCAUCCUACCUCAGCUUACCUGAAACUCAAUGGUCACAUCCAACAAUUAAACUAACACCAUGCUAUGAACUCCCAGAACAACGCCCAGUCAAAUUGGUUUUGGUUGCAAUCGAGGAGUCAAUGGACAUUAUCAACGCGUAUUCGAAUUGGCGGGCACUUGUUCGUGCAGUUGCCUGGUUGUCACGGUUUUACAAUUACCUCAAAAACAAGAGAUCAAUACAAGUUCAAGGAUUCCUGACACUAAAAGAGAUCAAAUCGGCCGAAGUUAUAAUUUUGAAAAGAACACAAGGCGAUGCAUUCCAUGAUGAAUUGAGACAGUUGAAACUAGGAAGAGACAUUGCGCGAAACAGCCCGCUGAAGACACUUAAUCCAUUCCUGAAAGAUGGGUUAAUCCUAGUUGGAGGUCGGUUACAAAAUUCAAAUUUGAGAAGGGAACAAAGACACCCAGUAGUGCUGCCAUAUAACCAUAAAAUCACUAGGUUAAUUUUCCAAGCUCACCAUCAGAAGAUGCUUCACUGCGGACCACAACUUUUACUUUCAGAGAUCCGCAAUCUGUAUUGGCCACUGAAGGGUAGAUUAGUAGCACGUUCAACUACACUACAUUGCGUCCAAUGCACCAGAGCCAAACCUACCUUUCAAACUCCCUUGAUGGCACCACUCCCGAAGCAGAGAGUACAGUAUUCUAGACUAUUCACUAUAACUAGAGUAGAUUUCGCCGGACCCUUGACCAUAAGAAGUGGCGUUCGUGGAAGAGCAAACAUGAAGGCUUGGAUAGCGCUUUUUAUUUGUUUUGCUACCAAGGCCAUACAUAUUGAGGCUGUAGAGGAAUAA
Messenger RNA from Acyrthosiphon pisum (pea aphid), 4248 nucleotides. RefSeq lists its product as uncharacterized. NCBI's taxonomy places the organism in Eukaryota, Metazoa, Arthropoda, Insecta, Hemiptera, Aphididae. The transcript has a single exon. The record is from RefSeq and is a predicted model, not a curated record. Bases 1 to 4248 code for a protein of 1415 amino acids.